GACCAUCCCCUCUGGUCAUGUGCUGAUUAUACUGAAAUAACCUGCAUUACCCUGGUGAUGCUCUGUUCAAUGUUUUGGCCCUAAAAUUAGCAGCUUUCUGUUAAGUGCAUUGGCUCAAAAAGUAACAUCUAUUUAACUCUUUAUGGAGGUUAAGGUACAAAACCAAUAGCAUGCAAGGUUAUUGCCAUGGGAAGAGGCCAACAGCAUCUAGAUUUAAGGAUUUAAUUCGUGUUAAAAGGCCUUAGCUUGAUUUGCAACUGCACCAAAUUGUAACUCUGUGGUGUCCAAUAGCUCCAUAUCCUCCAUUGUUGUACUUUGGCUAUGCCCAUCAACUCCUACCAACUCAGUUGUGUUACAUUUCAUGCAUUGCAUAUUUAUGGACAGUUGCUCAGCCAUUGAGACCCAGCAUGUCAUGGUCACUAUGUUUAUGACCAGUUAAUGCUAAAUCUGUUCUCUUGUAAAGGGUAAUUUAUAUAAAGAGUAGCUGUAAAUCUAUCACUUGCCAUUUUUAGCCAGGUCCAGACUGAGGGAGCUGCACUUGACCAUAGAAAAACUUCAACACAAGCAUCCUUUUACCUUGCUGUCACACUUCCUACAAGCUUAGGUUUGUCACUCCUGUCAUAUGUUUCAUAUAAAAUCUUCAGCAACAAGAAGCACAUUUUAGAAUGCUGUGCUGUACCAACUAUCAUUCAUUCACAUGCAAGCCCUUUGAUCAAGCAGUCAUAUCUGCAAUAUCACAGGAUCACAUUGACUGCCAUUGCCCAUGUCCUUGCUAUUACAUAGAAAUGUGUAAAUAGCAAAACCUUAAUGGAAUAGGCUGAUAUGGGUCCAAACUGUCCCAGUGUUAUAGCAUUGUUAAGCUGACAGAUUUCAUUGGAAAAACACAAACAAUCAUACUGGACACAUUUGAUUUAUGGUGCAGUAGAUCACCAUGCACUUUCAAACAAAAAUGAAUGGUCUUCCCAUUUUGACAAAAACUACUAGAUCUCAGAAACUGGAGCAGAUGUGGCUUUGGAGCUAUCUACAUGGUGUAGUUGUAUGUGCCAGGUACUGCUACCAACAAACUACAGAUUUCACAGCCACCCAACCCAUUGGUGCACCAGUAAACAGCAUCUUUUCAACAGCAAUCAUGGGGGCGAAAAGUAAAGGCCGUAUGCCAAGGCACAAGAAGAAAUCAUGGAAGAAACAAGUGAACAUUUCUGAGGUUGAAGAAUACCUAGAUGAUGUUCGCCUUCAGGAGCGGUUUGGUGGCUUGGUGGCGGAUAAAGAGAGCAGUGACAUGUUCAUCGUCGACAGCAAGCCAGAGGUCCUUAAACCCGACGUGUCUCUGCAGCAGCGACGACCCAGAAAACCGAAAGUGGACCAAGAUAAUUUGAGAUGUUUCCAGAAUUUGAAAGGUCUUCCCGGAGCCAAAGUGCCUGUAAAGACGCGCGUUAUUAAAGAUAAGCGGCCUGCCUUUGUGAAAGCUAAGACCAAGAAAAAGAAGACUAAAAAUGCAAUUAAUGCUCUUCACAUACAUGAUGCAGUUCAGAAGAAAGAAGCUACAGAGAAAAAACAACUUCCUAAAGACCCGUGGGCUGACGACCAAGAUUCUGACGUGGACGACUGGACGGAGGUGGGCGCGACGCACCUGCGCCGGCUGCGCAUGGACGGGCGCGUGCGCCGGCCGCUCUACAUGCGCGUCAAGACGUCGCUGCUGCCAGCCGUCGAGACGCCGCAUGCUGGCCAGUCGUACCACCCGGAGGCGGGCGACCACGCGGCGCUGCUGGAGAAGGCCGUCCAGGUGGAGCACCGUAAAGAGGCCGACUUUCAGCGCUGGGAGCGGCAGACCACGGCCAAGUUCCCGUCGGUGCGGCCGACCGAGUCGGACUGGGUGAAAGAGAUGUCGGGAGGCCUGCAGGACGACCACGACGAGAAGGGCGACGACGAGAAGUCGGCCACGGGUCCGCUGGUGCGGAGGGUGCCCAAGCCGAAGACGAAGCAACAGCGGCGCAAGAUGCGGGAGAGGAAGGUGACCGAGCGACACCGGCUGGCCGCCAUUGACACACGGCGCACGGAAAACGAGGUGUUCAGGGUGCGCACGCUGGCGCGCGAGCUGCGUGAGCAGGCGGCACGCACGGCGGAGCGCCAGCAGCGCCGCGCCGUGCGCCGCAGCGCGCGCGCCGAGCAGCCGCUGACGCUGGGCCGGCACCGCUACGAGGCGGCGCCGCUAGAGGUCAGCCUGAGCGACGAGCUGCCCGGCUCACUACGUAACGUGCGCACCGAGGGCGACCUGCUGCAGGAGCGCUUCAAGUCGCUGCAGCGGCGCAACGUCAUCGAGCCGCGCGUCCGCACCACGCAAAAGAAGCAGCUGAAGAGGAAGCGUUUCGACCGCAUCACUGGCUCCGAACGGGAGCCAAACAAGCUGAAAACAGAGAGGAAUCUGUGAUGAACAUGGCACAGUGUUGGGGAAUCUGGAGGGGACGUAACGGUGCAGGGCGCUGUGCUCUGCCCGUCGUUGGCAUAUGACGACGACUCGCGGCAAAUAAAGAUCCAUUAUUUCCCGGA
Messenger RNA from Pollicipes pollicipes, 2547 nucleotides. RefSeq names its product ribosome biogenesis protein NOP53. Gene Ontology annotation, molecular function: 5S rRNA binding. The coding region runs from base 932 to 2428 and encodes 498 amino acids. The transcript has 9 exons. The record is from RefSeq and is a predicted model, not a curated record. Gene Ontology annotation, biological process: ribosomal large subunit assembly; rRNA processing. Lineage: Eukaryota; Metazoa; Arthropoda; Thecostraca; Pollicipedomorpha; Pollicipedidae. Gene Ontology annotation, cellular component: nucleolus.